This is a messenger RNA of Morone saxatilis (striped sea-bass), 636 nucleotides long. RefSeq names its product claudin-4. Gene Ontology annotation, biological process: bicellular tight junction assembly; cell adhesion. The record is from RefSeq and is a predicted model, not a curated record. Lineage: Eukaryota; Metazoa; Chordata; Actinopteri; Moronidae. The transcript has a single exon. Gene Ontology annotation, molecular function: structural molecule activity. The coding region runs from base 1 to 636 and encodes 211 amino acids. Gene Ontology annotation, cellular component: bicellular tight junction; plasma membrane.
AUGGCUUCUCAGGGUCUUCAGAUCAUGGGUGUGCUGCUGGCCUUCAUCGGCUGGCUGGGCACCAUCAUCACCUGCGCUCUGCCCAUGUGGAGAGUCACCGCUUUUGUCGGGGCGAACAUUGUCACUGCACAGGUGAUCUGGGAGGGCCUGUGGAUGAACUGCGUAGUCCAGAGCACAGGCCAGAUGCAGUGUAAGGUGUACGACUCCAUGCUGGCUUUACCCCAAGACCUGCAGGCCGCCAGGGCCAUGGUGGUCAUCUCUGUUAUCGUCGGGGUGUUCGGCGUCCUCAUGGCUGUGGUUGGUGGAAAGUGCACUAACUGCAUGGAGGACGACGUGGCCAAAGCCAAAGCCUGCAUCGUGUCCGGCGUGAUCUUCAUAAUAGCUGCUAUGCUCAUCAUGAUCCCAGUGUCGUGGUCAGCUCAUGCAGUGAUCAGGGACUUUUAUAACCCCCUGUUGACCGCGGCUCAGAGAAGGGAGCUUGGGGCUGCACUUUAUAUCGGCUGGGGCUCUGCUGGAGUGCUGCUGCUGGGAGGAGGUCUGCUCUGCAACAACUGCCCCCCGAAAGAUGGAAGACCCUACAUACCUGCCAAGUUUGCUCCGGCAAGAACCGCAUCUUCAAAUGUGGAUUAUGUGUGA